AACUUGCUUUUUCUUUUCAUUUCUCUUCUCCAAAUCCCUUCUGAUUCCUUUUAACAAGAAGAGAAAGAAGUACUUUGGUCUUCUUUCUCUCAACCCCAUUGUCUUCUCUCUUUUUUAAGUUAAAACCUUUUCUUCUCUCCCAAAUCUUUAACAUGGGUGGUUGUGCUAGCAAGCCCAAGACCACCACUGAGAAAGAAGUCACCCCCUUGCCCGUCCCCGUCGUUAAAGUGUCGAAGGAGACGACAAUGGCGAUACCGAGUAUCAAGGAGAAGGAAGUCGAGGUCGAAACUGAAGAGAAAAAGAGUGAUGAUCAAGUUGAUGUGAAGAAGGUUGAUCAAGGUGAAAAGAAGGUUGAGGAGGAGGAUAACCAACCGCUCUCUCUCGGAUGUUUGCUCAUUCAGGACAAACAAGAAGUGGAAAUUCCACCAGAGCCCAAAAAAGAGGAGCCCAAAGAGGAAGUCAAGGAUGAGGCAGCGAAACCAACAGAAGCAGCUCCAGCAGCGGUGCCGGAACCUCAAAAAUCCAUUGUCGAGGCAGCGGUGCCGGAGCCCCAGAAAGCCACUGCCGAGGUAGCAGCGCCUGAACCCCAAAAAGCCACCGUCGUCGAGGCAGAGCCUAAGAAAGCCGCCGUCGAGCCAGCUGCGGCUGUACCCGAGAAACCCAUCGUCGAGGCGGCGGUAGAACCCAAAAAAGCCACCGAAGAGGAGAAGAAAACCGCCGUGGAGGCACCUAAAACAGUUGAAACCAACGUUGAGGCACCAUCACCGGCAGUAGCAGUGGCAACAGAGAAGCAAUGAUUAAUGUUUUUUUUUUGGAAAGAAAGACGUUGCAUAAAUCUGAGGGAAAUUUCUAGACAGAAGAUUUGAUACAAAAUGGAAUUCGUUGCAUUUGGAACAUUUAAUUUCUCUUUAUCAUUCAGAAAUUGCUCAUAAUUUGAU
Messenger RNA from Benincasa hispida (wax gourd), 938 nucleotides. NCBI's taxonomy places the organism in Eukaryota, Viridiplantae, Streptophyta, Magnoliopsida, Cucurbitales, Cucurbitaceae. The record is from RefSeq and is a predicted model, not a curated record.